Hydractinia symbiolongicarpus is the source of this 2786-nucleotide messenger RNA. RefSeq names its product proton channel OtopLc-like. NCBI's taxonomy places the organism in Eukaryota, Metazoa, Cnidaria, Hydrozoa, Anthoathecata, Hydractiniidae. Gene Ontology annotation, biological process: proton transmembrane transport. Gene Ontology annotation, cellular component: membrane. The transcript has 2 exons. The record is from RefSeq and is a predicted model, not a curated record. Gene Ontology annotation, molecular function: proton channel activity. Bases 332 to 2107 code for a protein of 591 amino acids.
UUGUGUAUAGUGAGAGAGAAGAAAAAUACUUCACGCAUCACUGAAUUUUGUAUUGUCUUUUAUGCACGGGUAUUCAUUCGAACGAAUUUCUGCCAGAUUAAAAAAAUAAUUAGCUAGUUUAAACUCGUUUGAAGCAGUUUAAAUUAGUUUGAAAUCUCGUUCGAAAAAAUUAUUUCUCUAUGGUUGGUUAUUAGUAAGUUCGAAUUAGCGUGAAAACAUUUUCAAACACCGUUGAUAAUUAAUUUAAACGAAGAACAGAAUAAUUUAAAAAUGUAAUAUUAAGCAUAACAAAUAUAAAGUAUAAAGAUAUAAAUAUACAAUAACAGAUAACAUGAAACAUAGUGAAGUACUAACGAUUGAAAAAUUGAAACUUGGCAUGGAAAACGAAAACAAACACGAAACAACAAACACUGCAGAAUUACUACGAAACGGCAGGAGACAAACCGCCACAAACCGCCGUGCACCAAACUCAAAUAGGUUCUUUUUGUUCUUAAUGUAUAUUCUAGAACCUAUACUGCCUUCUGACGGUACCAGAUCCGACGGACGUAUUGCAAGUGUCGUAUAUUUGAUUUGCUUAACAACUGCCGGUAUUGUUAUGAAUAUGACUGCUUGGUUGCAAAACGAUUCAAAAGUUGCCGGCAUAACAACUGACCAUAUUGACGGAUUUUUAAUAACCUGCAUUUGCCCUGCACUGAUCUGGAUAAUGUACAUAUUUUGUAAACAAAACGACCGGAAAACUGUUGACUUUAUAAGUUCGCUACCACAUUCACAUAGACCUUUAAUGGCAGGUGCAUACGUAUUCGGUGCAGGAAGUUCAGUGAUGGAUAUUUUACAUAUUUCCUUCUAUCUUCAGUGUUCUCGUAACAUCUCUAGUCUCUUUUUUUCACUUUUCAAGGCGAUUUUUAUCUUAACACAAAUCUUAUUUUUACGUAAAUUUGCGAAUGCAACUUUGCACAAGUCGCAAAAUAUCAGGCUGGUGUUAUUUCAUAUUCUUGGUACGAACAUUUGCUUGUGGUUUCGUGCCUUGUUUAGUCAUGCUCGAUUACUCUUUAAGUCAGUUAGUUUAGAAGGUCCACGAAGAUCAUGGUGUAGUGCUGAAGAUGUACCAAUGUCAAAGAUUUGGACCGCUAGUGAACCGUACCUGUAUCCAUUUACUAUGGAGUAUUCCCUCAUUGCAGGUGGCAUGCUGUAUACUAUGUGGAGUGGUAUGAGAGACUUGGACCCAGAUCCUCAAGAUAUUUACAUCUACGACGAAAUGCAAGACGAAGAAGACAAAGAGGAAAAGGCGAAAAAUUUUCUUGACGAUAGUUCGGGUUAUAUUGGUAGUGUGGCCAGCCCGACUUUAUCAAGAUCGCAUAGUCAUAUAUCGCUAUACAGUCGCGCAUCCAACCACUCUUUAUGUCGCUCGUGUCAAGAGUCGCAAGAGUCACACGAGAUCAUGGACACGUAUAAGCCAUCCGCGGAUCCAGGUUUCUUGUUGGGUAUCUUGCUGUCAACUUUACUCUUUAUAUCCAUCGCAUUUUUAUGGAUCGAUACGAACUCAUCCCACGCACUAAAAUUUUAUUAUCUAUACCAAAUCACGUUGCAUACAAUAAUGGUGAUUUGUUUAUGGCUGAUUUUAAAAGGACUGCAAAGUCAGCGAUCGUCUUGGUAUCCUUAUAAUUCAGAUGAUGCAUUGUUGAUAGUUUCGUUUACCGGUGUAUUCUUAUACGCAGGACUUAGUUUUACGGCAGCCGUAACCGAACUUAACGUCAUGCAAAGCAUGUCAACAUUGCUACUGAUUAAAUCUUCACUCGUAUUAAUCGAGUCAAUGUUACAAGUGACUGCAAUUGUGAAGGCUCUACGAUUUAGACCUUCUUUCAAAGGAACUCAGGGAGAUAUUGUUAGACAGGGUGCUUUAUUUCUACUCACAACGAACUUAGCAUUAUGGGGACAAGAUUCAUUUUUCGAAUUGCGUAACAUGGCCACGACGCCGAUACAAGUGAUGUUAUACGGAAGCACAACAUGGCGGGCAGUGACUAUAUUUGCGUACCCUUUGUGCAUUUUUUUUCGCUUUCACGCUGGUGCUUGCUUAUUCGAAGUAUGGAGUACAUUCAAACAAUACUAAUGCACAGUUUUUGUAUAUAAGAAUUACGCAUUUUUGUUUAAACUUCGUUAUUCUGACAGCUCUAUAAAGUCUCAAUUUAUUUUCAAUUGGAUGAUUCUUUUUGGGAAUACAUUAGAACCGAAAACAUAGAGAUAAAUACAAUUAUAUCUUUAUUCUGAAUAGCAACGAUUCUUCGUGGCUUCUUCCGACUCGCUAUAUGUUUUCUUAGUAAUACGAGUUUGAAAUUCAACUUAAUGCUUCUAAUUUUUAUGGGUAUUCAUUUUCGCGGACGAAGUUAAAUUAUCAUCAAAUAUAUUUGCGAUAAUUUUUUCUUAGUUUAAAUGAAAUUUUACUUUUUGAGAAUCCCUUGAAUUAUUAAAUUUGCCUGAACGCAACCUGGAAGAAUAUUUCGUAAUUAAGGUUCGCAAAUUCGACUAUUAGCUCUAUUAACGCUGAGACGUUUACAAAAUCCAAUGGCUUUGGUUUAUUCUUCCAAUGAUUUCGACAAGUUUUUAGACUUAAUCCUUAUAAAUUGGCUUGCUUAAGAAAUAUGAGGAAAAGAAGGGGAGGUCAUGCGGAUUGGAUAAUUUUUUUAUUAUUACGUUCACAUCAUCUUUGCUAAUUGUUUUUAUAAUUGACUUUUUUAUACGGUGUACUUUUGAUAACUUUUAAGUAAAGAAUAAAUGUGAAUUCUGUACGA